CGGUCUCAUGUACAUUGAAAGUGUGGAUUCUUCCUUUUUGGGCUGUAGUUGAACGGCGACCCCGAGAGCCGCUGCAGGAUGAUAUGCACCGUGCUUGCUGCCACCGUCUGUCGAAAGCCCGAUGCAGACGGGGCCACGAGUAAAGACACGUGGCAUACGGAAACGAAAUCGGGCCACGGACCUGGCACGGAAUCCGUCGAGCUCGGGCCCGGGCCCACUGCGCUUGGGUCCCUGCUCCUACUCCUCUUCUCGGACUUGCUCAUCGAGCGGCCUGAUGAGCAGCACACCGCGGGACCCCCACCGGACCAGGUCAUGUGCGGACUGUCGACGGCUCAAGCUGCGGUGCGAUCGGAGCUGGCCUUGCUCUUCGUGCGUCAAGCGAGGCAAGGGCCACUUCUGCCCCGAGGGGCUCCCUUCAGGCCAAUCAGCUGAGGAAUCCCUCGCGGCCAAAGUGUCCAUCCUCGAGGCACGCCUGCGCGAGGCCGGCGAGGACCCCAACAGCCUCGAGGGGUAUGCACACGAGUCUCCCUCGCCACCCUCUCCUUCCCCUUUGGGGCCACAGAGAGGCCACCGCGCGAACGAGUCGACGUGGCGCUCGUCGAGGCCGCCGACAGACGCGGGCGGCUCACCGGGCGGGGCAGGCCUCCUCGUCUCGUACGACGAGGGCGAAAGCUCGCACUAUGUGGGCGGAGGUGCCACGGGAGCGCACCGCAUUGACAUGGAAGGCGGCCUCGAGGACACGAGCGAGGACGCUGGAUUCGUCACUGCCGCGCGCGCAUCGCUGCCGCCCCUCGCUACGGCGCAGCGGCUCUGCGACAUCUACUUCAAGCACGGCUGCGUCGAGUUUGCCGUCCUCGACGCGGCUGCCUUUCAUCACGGCAUCAUGUCACCCAUCUAUGCGCAGACGGCCGUCUGCCACAAGCAUGCCUGGGCCAUCCUCUUUCUCGUCCUGGCCCUCGGCAGCCACUUCGACCCGCUUGCACCGUGGGACGACGCACAGCCCCACACGCUCUUUGACGUGGCACGGUCGCUAUUUGACGUCCGAGAGCUCGAGGAGCAGCACACGCUCACCAGCGUCCGCGCGCUGCAUCUCAUCGGCAUCUUCUGCAUCAAUGCCCGCGUCCGAGGCUCCGAGAAGCACUGGCCCUGGCUGGGCAUGCAGAUGCGCAUUGUUCAGGCGAUGGGCCUGCACCGUGAUGGGGUUCGCUUCGGCCUCAACGACCAGGGCGCCGAGCAGCGCCGUCGGACGUUUUGGGAGUGCCAGACUUUUGACCGGCUGCACAGCCUCAGCCUGGGCCGGCCAUAUGCGAUUGCAGACCACCACAUCGACACGCAGUUUCCCCAGUCGACGCUCGACGAGCACGAGCUGUCGUUUGAGCGCGCCAAGUUCCGCCUCGGCCAGGUGCGCGGCCGCAUCGCAGACGAGCUCUUUUCGCUCCGCGCGUGCCCCUACGCCACCGUGCUCGACCUUGACGGCCAGCUGCGCGAGCUCGAGCGGACGCUGCACGCGACGCUGCGAUGGACCGGCAGUGCCACGCAGGGCGCCCACGUCGACAUCGACGAGCGCACGACGCUGCCGGACCUGCCGACGAUGCGCCGCUACUAUCUCUCCAUCAUGAUCCAGGAGACAGUCAUGUGCCUCCACCGCUCCCACUUUUCGCGUGCGCUCACCGAGCAGGACGGCGACCCGCUCCACUCGCCCUUUUCCUCGUCUGUCGUGGCCCUCCUCGAUGCCGCACGGCGCCUGAUUGCCGUCACGACGGCCGCCAACAAUGCCUUUCCCGCCGUCGCUGGCCGCUGGGCCUUUCUCUUCACCCGGACCUUCUCGGCCGGCGUGUGCAUUGGCGUGUGCGCCACGCGCUUCCCCCUCUCUGUCGUCACCACGUCCUCGCUGGGGGACCUGUACACGCUCCAGGAGACGUUUGCGUCGGCCAACCGGGGGCUCAGCGUGAGCAAGCGGCCGCUCGACCGCUGGGUCACCGUGCUCGAAGAGCUCUGCUCGGCGGCCAGACGCAGCAGCGAUGCCCCGCCCGGCCGACCAGCAGCGCUGCCCAAGCUGGCUCACUCGAGCUCGUUGGAACUCGUCAGCGGCGCCACGCGCCUCACCAAGCGGCGCCACCUGGAUCCAGCGCCCGAUGCGUCCGCUGGGGGCCAGGCCCCGUUUGGCUAUGGGAACCAGAUGCUCGCCAACCAGCCGACGCUGAUGGACAGUGGCUUCAUACCCGGUCUCGAGGACUUUUUCGAUCUCUUUGACCAGACGUGGAUCGACCCAGCCGUGGAGAACAAUCGGCGGUAGCUCUUUAAGGCUUGUAAUCGAUGUGUGUACCAUAAUUUCAUUCGAGGCAUCCCUCCGCUGAGAGAGGAGCCAUAUCGCAGAGGCAAAGAAGGUUACUAGGCGGG
Acaromyces ingoldii is the source of this 2400-nucleotide messenger RNA. RefSeq lists its product as hypothetical. Lineage: Eukaryota; Fungi; Basidiomycota; Exobasidiomycetes; Exobasidiales; Cryptobasidiaceae. Bases 122 to 2296 code for a protein of 724 amino acids. The record is from RefSeq and is a predicted model, not a curated record. Gene Ontology annotation, biological process: DNA-templated transcription; regulation of DNA-templated transcription. Gene Ontology annotation, molecular function: zinc ion binding; DNA-binding transcription factor activity, RNA polymerase II-specific; DNA binding. The transcript is spliced from 5 exons.